Messenger RNA from Metschnikowia bicuspidata var. bicuspidata NRRL YB-4993, 516 nucleotides. Its product is annotated as E2 SUMO-conjugating protein. Gene Ontology annotation, biological process: protein sumoylation. The transcript has a single exon. The record is from RefSeq and is a predicted model, not a curated record. Gene Ontology annotation, cellular component: nucleus. Gene Ontology annotation, molecular function: SUMO conjugating enzyme activity. NCBI's taxonomy places the organism in Eukaryota, Fungi, Ascomycota, Pichiomycetes, Serinales, Metschnikowiaceae. The coding region runs from base 40 to 516 and encodes 158 amino acids.
CCCGCCGGCACAGGCCUUUUCCACACCAAAGAACCAACUAUGUCGCUCUGUAAAACCCGCUUGCAGGAAGAAAGAAAGCAAUGGCGGAAGGACCAUCCGUUUGGAUUUUAUGCCCGCCCCAAGAAAGCUGAGGACGGCGGCUUGGACUUGACCCACUGGGAGGCGGGGAUCCCCGGCAAGCCAAACACGCUCUGGGCAGACGCCACAUAUCCCAUCACCAUCACCUUUUCCGAGGAGUACCCGUCCAAGCCACCCAAGGUCAUGUUCCCCCAGGGCUUCUACCAUCCAAACGUGUACCCCAGUGGCACGGUGUGCUUGUCCAUAUUGAACGAAUCGCAGGACUGGCGCCCGGCCAUCACGUUGAAGCAGAUUGUGUUGGGCAUCCAGGAGCUUCUCAACACCCCCAACCCGGACUCUCCGGCCCAGGAGCCGGCCUGGAAGGCCUUCAGCAAGGACCGCGCCACAUACGACAAGAAGGUGCGGGAUCAAGCCAAGAGAUACCACACGCCGAACUAG